Messenger RNA from Clupea harengus (Atlantic herring), 1869 nucleotides. Its product is annotated as protein NLRC3-like. NCBI's taxonomy places the organism in Eukaryota, Metazoa, Chordata, Actinopteri, Clupeiformes, Clupeidae. The coding region runs from base 27 to 1802 and encodes 591 amino acids. The record is from RefSeq and is a predicted model, not a curated record. Gene Ontology annotation, molecular function: protein binding. The transcript has a single exon.
GCCAACUCGGUCAAAUAAAUGUACAAAUGCAUCAGAUCCACAAGUCUCAUCUGCAGAAAACGUUUCAGCAUCUGAUUGAGGGCGUACCAAAUCAGGGAGACGCCAGACUCAUCCAUGAGAUCUACACAGAGCUCUACAUCACAGAGGGGGGAAGAGGAGAGGUCAAUGAUGAACAUGAGGUCAGACAGAUAGAGAGAGCAUCCUGGAGAGAAGCAGCACAAGACAGACCAAUCAAAUGCAGUGACAUCUUUAAACCCUUAUUUCAACGACACAAACCCAUUAGAGUGCUGACAAAGGGAGUGGCUGGCAUUGGAAAAACAGUCUCUGUGCAGAAGUUCAUUCUGGACUGGGCUGAAGGAAAUGCCAAUCAGGAUGUCCACUUCAUAUUUCCUCUUCUUUUCCGAGAGCUGAACCUGAUGAGGGAAAAGAAACUCAAUCUGGUGGAUCUUAUUCAGCACUUUUACCCUGGAAUGGAUUCCACAGUCUUCAGCAGUUCACAGAACAGAGUAAUGUUUAUCUUGGAUGGUCUGGAUGAGUGUCGAUAUCCUCUAGAUUUCCGCUCCAACCGGAGGUGUUGUGAUGUGACAGAGCCAGCCUCAGUGGACGUGCUGCUGACAAACCUCAUCAAGGGGAAUCUGCUUCCCUCUGCUCUCCUCUGGAUCACCACCCGACCAGCAGCAGCCAAUCAGAUCCCUCCUGAGUGUGUGGACCAGGUGUCAGAAAUAAAAGGAUUCAAUGACCCACAGAAAGAGGAGUACUUCAGGAAGAGAAUCAGUGAUGAGAACCUGGCCAACAAAACCAUCACACACAUGAAGUCAUCCAGGAGCCUCUACAUUAUGUGCCACAUUCCAGUCUUCUGCUGGAUUUCAGCCACCGUUGUAGAGAGAACGUCAGAUGAAUCUGAGAAAGUACAAAUGCCAAGGACUUUGACUCAGAUGUACACACACUUCCUGAUCAUUCAGACAAGCACCAAAAAAGAAAAGUACACAGAGAGAAAAGAGACAGACGAAGAGAUGAUUUUCAAACUGGGGAAACUGGCUUUCCAACAGCUGGAGAAUGGCAAUCUGAUCUUCUAUGAGGAAGACCUGAGAGAGUGUGGCAUAGACAUCACAGAAGCAUCAGUGUACUCAGGAGUGUGUACUCAGAUCUUCAGAGAGGAGGCUGGGCUGUACCAGGGGAAGGUGUUCAGCUUUGUGCAUCUGAGCAUUCAGGAGUUUCUUGCAGCUUUACAUGUGUUCCUCUGCUUCAGCAACAGAGAGAGAAACAUGCCUGACCAACAGCAAACCUCUCAGCUCUCUGGUCUUUUCAGAGCUGCAACACUUCAUGACCUACACAAGACUGCAGUGGAUCUGGCCUUAAGGAGUGAGAAUGGACAUCUGGACCUUUUCCUCCGCUUCCUCCUGGGUCUCUCACUGGAGUCCAAUCAGAAUCUCUUAAGACACCUUCUGCCCCAGACAAGAAGCCAAUCACAGAGCUCAGAGCAAACAGUCCAGUAUGUAAAACAAAAGAUCAUAGACCAGAAGACGUCAGACAGAAGGAUCAACCUGUUCUACUGUCUGAAUGAGCUGAAUCACCAUGCUGUGGUGGAGAACAUUGACAGGAGCUCAGGAGCUCUGUCUGUAGAAAUGCUCUUACCAGGAAAGUGGAAGACUACGAGGUUUAGGUUUGAGAUUUCAGAAGAGCAGCUGGAUGAAUUUGACCUGCAGAAGUACAUAAAGACACCAGAGGAAGAUCAUACUGAACUCCUCCGUCCAGAUGAUGUUCUUCAGAGGCUGGUGCCAGUGGUCACAUCAGCUUUGUAAGUAAACCUGCAAUCUGUGACUGUGUGUGUGGGGGGAUGCUAUGAGUAGAGUGAUUGUGAGUCAAAUA